AUGACCCUUGCCGUUGAUCUUCUCAACCCACUCGAGUCAAGCGAGCGCAGCCAGCACAAGCUCAAGAGACUCGUACAGAGCCCCAACUCUUACUUCAUGGACGUCAAGUGCAGUGGCUGUCUUCAGAUCACCACUGUCUUUAGUCACGCACAGACCGUUAUUCUCUGCAGCGGAUGCUCGAAUGUUCUCUGCCAGCCCACCGGUGGAAAAUCCCGUAUUACUGAGGGCUGCUCUUUCCGCAAGAAGUCGGGUUGA
Messenger RNA from Batrachochytrium dendrobatidis JAM81, 255 nucleotides. RefSeq lists its product as uncharacterized. The coding region runs from base 1 to 255 and encodes 84 amino acids. Gene Ontology annotation, molecular function: RNA binding; structural constituent of ribosome. The record is from RefSeq and is a predicted model, not a curated record. The transcript has 4 exons. NCBI's taxonomy places the organism in Eukaryota, Fungi, Chytridiomycota, Chytridiomycetes, Rhizophydiales. Gene Ontology annotation, cellular component: ribosome; cytosolic small ribosomal subunit. Gene Ontology annotation, biological process: ribosomal small subunit assembly; translation.